ACAGUCACUUGCUCUUCCUCCUUCAGCCGCGAUGCAUCACCAGCUAUGAAGCCGCAGCUUGGAGAUGUCCAUCGCGCACACACUCACAGUCUGGAGUCUAGAUAGACGGAGAACACACCUCUGAUAUUUCCUUUCACCUGGACGCGUUUUGUGUCUCUUUUUUUAACUACUUCUCUCGCUGAAGCAGUCAUUGUGAGAACUAGAGGAUGAACAGCAUUAGACAGGUGCCCACACGGGUGAAAACCAGGCGGACUGAGGCCAACCUCGGAGCGGAGAGGGAGCAUUUUGACAAGCAGCAGCUGAGCAGCAUCAGCAAGGCCAUCAACUCCAGCGAGACGCCUGUGAAGGAGAAACAUGCACGACGAAUCAUCCUGGGGACUCACAGGGAGAAGGGAGCCUACACCUUCUGGUCCUACGCUCUGGGCUUCCCUCUGGCUGGCAGCUCCAUCCUCAGCUGGAAGUUCUGCCAUGUACUGCACAAAGUCCUGCGGGAUGGACACCGCAAUGUUCUACAAGACUGCAUGAGGCACCACAGUUCUCUCGUUGAAAUUGGGAAAAUGUGGAGCAACCUCCAUGACAGAUAUGGACAGCUGGUGGCUCUGUAUAGCAAGCUGCUCUGUACAAAAAUGGAGUUUCAUGUGAAACAUUCAGAAAUCCCGCCGAACCUGGAGGCCACUGAUGAAGUCCUGGAGCGCACUGCAGGAACCGACAUUAAUAAUGUGUUCCAGCUCACAGUGGAGGUGUUUGAUUACUUGGACGCGGAGCUGAGGCUGGCCGAGACAGUAAUCCGACAGCUCAACACAUCCAUCGCCAUCUCCACGCUCACAUCAGGCCAGUGUCGGCUGGCUCCACUCAUCCAAGUUAUCCAGGACUGUAGUCACCUCUACCACUUCACCGUCAAGCUGCUAUUCAAGCUGCAUGCCUGUCUCCCCGCUGACACCUUACAAGGCCACCGUGAUCGUUUCCAUGACCAGUUCCACAGCCUUAAGGGCUUCUUCAAUAAAGCCAGAGACAUGCUGUACUUCAAGAGACUGAUCCAGAUCCCCAAACUGCCUGAUUCUCCACCUAACUUCCUGCACGCAGCCUCACUGGCCAAGCACGUGAAGCCAGUGGUGGUCAUGGCUGAUGAGGACGAACCGGAGCAACAAGACGACGAUGAUGAUGAACCUGAGCCGCUCAUCGAGGUCAGCGACGUCUCGACAUCCAGCAUGCAGUCACAGCCACAGCAGCUGGACAUAUUUGAUCAGACGUUUGGACCUCCGAAUGGAGGCUUUGAUGACAGGGAUCUCCAGAUCGAGAGCCUGAAGCGGGAUCUGGAGUUGCUGAGAGCAGAGCUGGAGAGGGUGAAAGCAGAGGCUCAGCGCUACAUCACACAGCUGAAGUCCCAAAUCAACAGUUUGGAGGCAGAACUAGAGGAACAGCGUGCACAGAAACAACGUGCACUCGUGGAAAAUGAACAACUGCGCAUGGAGCUGGAGGCUACACGUCGCCGAAACGCAGAGCAUGAGAGCUCACAGGCCGUCUUUAUUGAAGCAGAAAAAAGAGCACAGGCCACUGAGCAGCGGUACAAUAAGCUGAAGGAGAAGCACACAGAGCUGGUGGCCAGCCAUGCUGAACUACUGCGGAAGAGUGCAGACACUGUGAAGAUGCUAUCAGCAACCCAGCAGACACAGGAGGAGGUGGAGAGGACCAAACAGCAGCUGUCGUUUGAGGUUGAUCGAAUUAAACAGGAAGCUGACAUGAAGCUGGAGGAGCAGAAGUUUGAGAUGGAGAAGCUGAAGAGAGAGCUGGAUGAGAAGAUGGCAGAAAUUCUGCGCAUCAAGGGGACUCUGCAAAGCAGCGAAAAGUCGUCGGAGGAAAUGAACAGCUCAGUGAAGUCUCUGCAGGCAGAGAAGGAGCGUCUGAUGCGAUCUGUGAGCGAGAAGGAGGCGGAGCUGUCAUCUCUGCGGCAGUCUGCGCAGUUGCAGCAGUCGUCGCUUGAGCAGGAGCGAGAGAGGAGCAGCAGGGAGCUUGGAGAGCUGCAGGGCAAACUGCAGGAGAAGGCAAGUCAGGAGGACCAGCUGAAGCAGAAGCUUCUGGAGGAGCAGUUUGCUCUGCUGCAGGGCACCGUCACAGAGGCUGAGAACAUCAUCCAAGAUGCUGUCGCUAAGCUGGAUGAUCCCCUUCAUAUACGCUGCACCAGCUCUCCAGAUUACCUUGUGAGUCGGGCGGAGGCCACACUGGGCUCCGUAGACAAAGUGAAAAAGGGCCAUGCGGAUUAUCUGAGCAACAUGGGGGAUGCUGGAGGGCUUCUGAGGGCUCUGACCCAGUUCUCCCACUUGGCUGCGGAUACAAUUAUCAACGGCAGCGCCACUGCACACAUGGCACCUACUGACCACGCAGACCGACUGACGGAGAACUGCAGAGGCUGUGCCACUGAGAGUCUGCAGUUUCUAAAGGACCUGAAGGCUAAGACCACACUUCAGAGGGCAGACCCAGCCGCCAUUCGCGUAAUCGUUCAGAAGAUCCUAUACUUGGGCCAGGAGCUGCGGCCAAAAGGCAUGGAUGUUCGUCAGGAUGAGCUUGGAGAUCUGGUCGAUAAGGAAAUGGCGUCAACAUCAGCGGCUAUUGAGGAGGCAGUCCGCAGGAUUGAUGAAAUGAUGAAUCAGGCACGAAAGGACACGUCAGGAAUUAAACUGGAGGUCAACGAAAGAAUCCUUAACAGCUGCACAGACCUGAUGAAGGCCAUCCGCAUGCUGAUCAUAGCAUCUACAGACUUGCAGAAGGAGAUUGUGGAGGGUGGGAGGGGUGCAGCCAGCAUUAAGGAGUUCUACGCCAGAAACUCUCGCUGGACUGAGGGACUCAUCUCUGCUGCCAAGGCUGUGGGAUGGGGAGCCACCGAGAUGGUGGAGUCUGCUGAUAAGGUGGUGCUGCACACAGGCAAAUAUGAAGAGUUGAUUGUCUGCUCCCAUGAGAUCGCUGCCAGCACAGCACAGCUGGUCGCUGCCUCAAAGGUCAAAGCAGACCGCAGCAGUAAGAGGCUGUCGGUGCUCCAGCAGGCUUCUCGCCAUGUGAAUGAAAUGGCAGCUAAUGUGGUGGCCUCAACAAGGACAGGCCAGGAGCACCUGGAGGAGAAAGAAACCAUGGACUUCUCCGGGAUGUCCCUCAUCAAGUUAAGGAAAGAAGAAAUGGAGUCACAGGUGAAGGUGCUGGAAUUAGAGUCUCAGUUGGAGAAUGAGCGUCUGCGUUUGGGAGAGCUGAGGAAGAAGCACUACGACCUGGCUGGAGUUCCUGUAGAAGAGGCUCCUGAGGGGAAUGGCGAAACCUCCUCGCCGGCCCAUCCUGCCACCAUGUCACCAAAACCCGGUAAACCUGCUCUCUCGAAGAAACCUGUGUUGGCCCAGAAACCCAACUUACCGCCCAAAUCCAUGUUUAAGUAAUGCCUGAGGAGAAGAGGAAAAUGCUCCACUAAUGGAUGGUUGGAUUGACCGCAGAAAUACCCCUUUGUUGUGAACAUACGGUUCCUUUAAGUUGCAUGCUGACAAUCCUCUGCCUCAUCCUGCGUCUCACUUUUUUCCUUUCUUCUUUUCUUUUUGUUUUGUUUUUUGCCAAAAUGGACCAGAAGCCUGAUUUUUGACCCUUGAUGCCUGUAAGGGAUAUGCUGUCUUUACCCUCCUUUUUUUUUUAAGAUACAUGCGCAUGCCAUCCAUGCAAUACCCUUCUUAUUUUAGUAUUUGGCAUCAAGAACAAAAGAAGGUUAAUAUUUUACUUUUAGACUGUGUGAAAGUGUUUUUUCUGCAUCACAAACAUUUUAGAUGAUUAAGUACUACUGCUGCUUUUAGAAUACAAACCUUUAUAAUAACCACAAAUCGACAGCAUAUCUGUUAUGUCAAUAGUUUUUUUGAUCAUGCUUUGGAAAACCUUUUUGCACACUAUUUUGGACGUUCAUUACAGAGCACAUCACAUUUUUCUUAAUGUACGCUGUAUGCUAUUUAUGUUGUGGUGGGUGAUAAAGGAAACUGGGGAAUCACAUUGUGUGCAUCCACAUUGCUGCAAAAGAUUUACAUACCUCUGGUUUUGCCUUCAUUAUGGACACUGUUCCUCUUAUGUGCAAAACAGCUUUCUUUCUCAACAGUACACGAUUGUCUCAGAGGCCUUGGAAUGUACUGGACUAAUUCAUUGAAUCAUACCUGUAAAGACACAGAGUCUGUAUAGGAGUGUGCCACUCGCACAAAGUAUAAUUUAUAUCUACACUCAUCUCUUGAAUGUCCCUUUAUUAGAGGAGCACCUGGAUCUUAUGUUAAAGCACAUAGGUAGAGUUAAUGCUUGCACACAGAUAUCAGAUGUAGGUGUCCUUAAUUAUCAAUCACUUCUUUUAGGCUGAAUCAAGAUUUAGGGUUAGUUAGUGUACAAUAUGAAGGUGUUCAAGUUCUCUUUGCCUCUGGGAGCUUUUCAUACAGGGUCUUAAAAUGCAUCUUUUUAUGUUCUGUCCUUUCCUCUGUACGAAAUGUCUUUAUACACUCAGAUCUAUUAAUAUAUUUUAGUAAAGAUAAUAGUGGUUUCUCCUUGUAAGAAGUGUAAAUGUCAAACAAAUGAACAAUAAAUGUUUGAUUUAAUGU
Molecule: messenger RNA, 4598 nt
Organism: Epinephelus moara (kelp grouper)
Lineage: Eukaryota; Metazoa; Chordata; Actinopteri; Perciformes; Serranidae
Gene: hip1rb
Product: huntingtin interacting protein 1 related b
Exons: 32
Coding region: 207-3419 (1070 amino acids)
Biological process (GO): clathrin coat assembly; actin filament organization; endocytosis
Cellular component (GO): clathrin-coated vesicle; actin cortical patch
Molecular function (GO): clathrin light chain binding; phosphatidylinositol-3,4-bisphosphate binding; actin filament binding
Source: RefSeq, a predicted model, not a curated record